AUUUAUUUAGGGGUAUCUGGUUAAGACCUGGACACAAUCAACAUUGUAUUAACACAUGGGCUGUAUCCGAAUACCUAGGGAUGCAUCCAUUAAGUUUACGUCCCUACAUCCCUAAACAAAUGCACCCACAAUUUAAAGGAUUCAUUUUAAAGUAUGUACGAUAUCCGAAUAGUAAUACAGCUAGAACUGCCUGUUGGUUUGUCAUUGUACUAAUGUGGAUUGGCCUUUUAUAUUCAUGCCAUCUAAAGGUGGUCAAGUGAAACGUAAAUGAACAUUCAAAUUUUUAAACAUUUUCGGAUGAUUUAAAUUAUUGUUAGGAAUUGAAAUAUGGAAGAAAAAUUGAAUCGGGCACUUGUUGUUCCUACAAAUCAAAUUAAUUUAUUGUUUAUGUGAAUUAUGUAAACAUAUACUUAUAGUAUAAGUAUUUAUAAAUAGGCUACCAUAGUUACAUUUUACGUAUUUAUCUUUAAGUUCAAAAUCCAUUUUGAUUAACUAUCUCGUAUGACACUCUUGUUUUUAAAGGGUUAUGUUCACAACAAAGCUAAGGGAUGUAUGGACGUAUCAGUGGAUGUGAGAGUCGCGUCCCUUAAAAUCUCGAACUAGUGGAUGCAUGAGAGGAUGCAUCGACGUCCCUUGUGAGAAUUUGGAUACAACUCAAAGAUGGCCGCGUCCAUUACGUUUCACUAUCUAUGGAUCCCUUAGGCCACUAUUCGGAUACAGCUAUGGAUAAUUAUAGCGACAAGCACUUACACAACACAAAAACUAGAACAGUUCGGCUUGGCUAGUAACGGACAUAAAAAUAACCCCACUAAAUUUGUUUACUUUUUCGUUUUAGCUGCAAAAAAUGAAUGCUGCUGUAAUUGGUGGUGUUUAAGGUAAAUAUUUACUUGGGCGGUAUUUCCGAAAAAAAAUGUUAAAAAUCAGAAAAUACCUUUAUUUUAUGCUCUUCAACUUCCUCUUUUCAUUAAAAGUGGCGGAGGUAAGAAAUUCCAAAUACUUUAGGAGAUAUCGAAUUUUUAAAUUUCAUCAUAUGUAGUUGAGCGGUAUUUCCGAAAAUAAAUGUUAAAAAUCCGAAAAUACCUGUAUCAUAUGCUCUUCAACUUCCUCUUUUCAUUAAAAGCGGCGGAGAUAAGAAAUUCCAAAUACUUUAGGAGAUAUCGAAUUUUUUAAUUUUGCAAUACAAGACCUGUGGAACCAUUCCAGCGGCGCCAUUUUUGUUAUUUUGCCGUGUGUUCGUGAAUACGUGAAUCGUGAAUGCGUAAUUAAUAAAAUGGUUGAUUAGGUCAGGUCAGUUACAUUAUUAAUACUUUCAAACUAAGCCGACAUUAAAAAUUAUUUUGUGAAUUAAUUUUAAUGGCUGUUUAGUUUUAAAAUAUUUAUAAUGUAACUGACCUGACCUAACAAACCCGGACAGAGGGUGAACAGUAAACUAAAAUGGUCGAUUAGGUCAGGUCAGUUACAUUAUAAAUACUUUCAAACUAAGGUGAUAUUAAAAAUAAUGUGAAUUAAUUUUAAUUAUUCUUUAGUUUUAAAUUAUUUAUAAUGUAACUGACCUUACCUAACAAACCCGUAACAAAGGAUGUACAGUAACAACUCACGUAAAUUUUUUUGUUACUUGUUACUUGCGCAACAAUAUCAAAAUAACAAAUAAGACUUUAAAAUUAGAAACGUUAAAAACUCACCUAAGUUGGAGGCGGUAAUUAAACACCGUUUUAAACAAUAAUUGAACUAAAUAAUCACGUAUUAGUUCAUUUGAAUUCUGGCCUAUCACGAACAAUCACGUGACAUCAUUAUCCAAUAAAAAAAAAUAGAUACUCGUACGUAAACAAGAAACACUGGUGCACGCACGCCACAGGAAUGCGCUUGUUUUGUGCUGAAAUUUAAAAAUUCGAUAUCUCCUAAAGUAUUUGGAAUUUCUAAUAUCCGCCGCUUUUAAUGAAAAGAGGAAUUUGAAGAGCAUAUAUUAAAGGUAUUUUCGGAUUUUUAACAUUUUUUUUCGCAAAUACCGCUCAACUACAUAUGAAGAAAUUUAAAAAUUCGAUAUCUCCUAAAGUAUUUGGAAUUUCUAAUCUCCGCCGAUUUUAAUGAAAAGAGGAAGUUGAAGAGCAUAAAAUAAAGGUAUUUUCGGAUUUUUAACAUUUUUUUUCGGAAAUACCGCCCAAGUAAAUAUUUACCGUGUUUAAUUACAAGGCUAAAAUUAAUAUUUGCAUAAUAAAAUCCAUAAUAGCACAGAAAUUACAUAAUUAAAUGUAGAAAUUAAUCAUUUUCUCCUUUGUAACUUAGGAAAUUGGGCAGUGAUGGUAGCUUAAUUUGAUUGUGUGAACAUAAUAAACAAAAUUUAUUUUUUGACACAAUCGGUAAAUAUGUAGUUGGGCGGUAUUUGCGAAAAAAAAUGCUAAAAAUCAGAAAAUACUUUUAUUCUAUGCUCUUUCACUUCCUCUUUUCAAAACAACCAGCGGAGAUAAGAAAUUCCAAAUACUUUAGGAGAUAUAGAAUUUUUUAAUUUUGCAAUACAAGACCUGUGCAACCAUUCGACCGUCGCAAUUUUUGUUAUUUUGCCUUGUGUUCGUGAAUGCGUAAUUAAUGAAAUGGUUGAUUAGGUCUGGUCAGUUACAUUAUCAAUACUUUCAAACUAAGCCGACACUAAAAAUAAUGUGAAUUAAUUUUAAUGGCUGUUUAGUUUUAAAAUAUUUAUAAUGUAACUGACCUGACCAAACAAACCGGGACAGAGGAUGAACAGUAAACUAAAAUGGUCAAUUAGGUCAGGUCAGUUACAUUAUAAAUACUUUCAAACUAAGGUGAUAUUAAAAAUAAUGUGAAUUAAUUUUGAUUAUUCUUUAGUUUUAAAUUAUUUAUAAUGUAACUGACCUGACCUAACCAACCGGGACAAAGGAUGGACAGUAGGAACUCACGUAAUUUUUUUUUACUUAUUACUUGCACAACAAUAUUCAAAUAACAAAUAAGACUUUAAAAUUAGAAACGUUAAAAACUCACCUAAGUUGGAGGUGGUAAUUAAACACUGUUUUAAUCAAUAAAUUAACUAAAUAAUCACGUAUUGGUUCAUUUGAAUUCUGGCCUAUCACGAACAAUCACGUGACAUCAUUAUCCAAUAAAAAAAUAGAUACUCGUACGUAAUCAAGAAACAAUGGUGAUAGCCACAUGAAUGCACUGGUAUUGUGAUGAAAUUUAAAAAUUCGAUAUCUCCUAAAGUAUUUGGAAUUUCUUAUCUCCGCCGCUUUUAAUGAAAAGAGGAAGUUGAAGAGCAUAUAAUAAAGGUAUUUUCGGAUUUUUAACAUUUUUUUUUUUUUUGCAAAUACCGCUGAACUACAUAUUUACCCACAAUCUAGUUAAUACACACAUUUUCUUAUUUAAUAAAUAAAGUUCUCAAAUUAUGAUGUAGUUUAUCUAUAGUGUUUAAUUGCUAAAAAACUUAUAAUUUUAAUAAUAUUAAGCAAGAUUUAAACCUUGAUACUAAUACCGGGCUUUUGUAAAUGUUUGUCACAAUGUACGAUUCUGUCUUGUCAGAUUGAAUUACUUGGAGUUAAACGGUUAUGUGCAAUAAUGUGUUUUCCUUGUAAAAAUUGUAUAUUUAUUGUGACCGGGUCAUUAGGAAACUUUAAAUCAUCCUUUUUUUUUUGUGCAUUGGUGGUUUUUAGUUAUACGUAUAUUUAUUUUAUCAAAAAUUUUUAUUUUGUAUAAAUUUAGAUCACCAUAGAUUAUGUAAACAGAUAUAUUAAGUAUAUAGAUACUCAGAAUUAUUUUUAGCUUCACCAGGUACUAGCAUUAUUUUUAGCUUGACCUCAUAAAACCAAUUGGGUUCUACAAAAUUAUAGCUUAGCUGAUUGCCAUUCUCAAAAUUAAUUGUGUAAAGACACUUGGCUACUUUAUUUCCAUGAAAAUUACAUUGCUGUCCGCUGUUGUGAUGUUACCAUACUGCUGUUAUUUCAUGCAAAUGGCAAAAAUGGCCGCUUCAAUCGCUAUACUCGCACUUCGAGAAACAAAGUGUUGCAGAUUUGUGAUAAUACUGUGAACAUUUUGUUCCAUGUAAAAUGUCGUGAUUAAAUUCCAUUCUUUUCAUAGGUAGUGUUUUGUAGACAGGUAUAUUUAUUGCAUUUUAAGAAUUUUUAUGGAAUUACUGACUGGGUUUUAGUUUAUCAACCUUCAUUCAAUUUUCCUUGAUUUUCAUAGUCCUUCACCACUAGGUAGUGGGUUUUUUGUAAUUCAGUAAAAAUAAACUUUUCCAAAACUUUCAUUAAAUUAAUAAUGUGUUUAACGUGACUUAAUAAAACUUUAUGUUAAGCUGUGUGAUUACUUACACAUGAUGUUAUCUAGGCUUUGCAUGAGAAACAUGCAACUGGAAAGGGAAAUAAAAUAUCACUAAUACAAGGAGAACAAACACAAAGUAAUCAUAAUUACAGAGACUAUAAGUAUAUAUAAAUUAUUAUCAGCAAGCUUAUGAAAACUACAAUAAAAAACACAAAUUGCAUUUCCAGAAACCAUAUGAUAAUUUCCUUAAUCAUAAGCAUUUGAUUGAAAUAUUGACCUUGGGUAGAAAGGGAACAGUUAGUAUUUACAGAGAUUCUUUCACACGCUUGAAUAUUCUCAAUAAAAACCCUCUAAGUUUUAGCAAAAUAGGUUGGAUUAAAAUAGGAAAAUAAAAAUAUGUGUGUGUGAAAUUUUUGCACGAAAUGACAAUGCUUUAAAUUUGAUAAUUUGUAGAAACAAGUAUCAUGAAUUUCAGAAUAGUAACUAAAAUUCGUGCUAGCCAGAUGGUAGCAUGUGCACUUUGAACUCUGGUUCACAUAGGGCAAAGAUAACAACUAUAUGGUAUUGUAUGUAAAAAUUAAGAAUUCAAACAGGCAUUAAUAUCUGAAAUAUAUAAGUUUAGUGGUUAACACCUACAUAUUAUAUCACAACACCCUGAAGGAAAAUGAAGAAUUAUCUGUAAAUUCUGAAGAAAAUAAAUUCAUUAAUUCAAACUUUUUAAAGAGCCACUCAACCACAAUAUAUAAUGUAAAGAAGAAAUAGCAUCAAUAUGUUCAUGAAUGUUAGCAUGUCGGACGUGAUAUUCAUGGACCCGAGAGGAGACGAACACGUGAUGGAUAUGUUUUACAUCCCAGGCCGCAUGAUCCGUUACGUUCACAUCCCGGAUGAGGUAUGUGCUUAUUGAUUCCGCCAGUCUUGCAGUCACAUAUCAACUGAGUCUUCCUUGUCUGUCUCGCACGUCCGCUCCAGAGAUGACGGAACCAUCGGGCAAAGCUCGCGACGACUGCAGCAUCUACCUUCAGCUGUGCUCGAGGCUGCACGACAGCAGCAGCGCGAAACUGCAGACGAAGGUGAACAGUUUCCUCGUGGAGAACACUCACGCAGCUGCCGUCUUCUUGGUGUUCCUCUUGCCGGAGAACGAGGAGGCCGUGGUGCAGGUCGUCGGGGGUCACGUCCUGGAGCAGGACAUCAGGUUCCCCGCAAACGUCUCCAUGUUCAGUCCAGACGGCCAGAUCUCCCAUCACUGUGCGGUGCAAGACCUGGCCCCUGACCUAGCAGCUGGAGUCAGAACCAUUGCCGGGACCGAUGUUGCUACUUUCGUCAGCGUACCCGUGUGUCGACCGGGCACCGAGCAGGUGGCCAUGUUUGCCUGCCUGGUUGGUUGCCCUGAAGGCUGGGUCCUUUCGGCCUCUAGGAUUGUCUACGAGUGUUUCUCGUACUGCUCUGGAACUUUGUUGAACACAUUUGCAUACGAGGAAGAAAUGAGACUGAAGGUACAGUGUCAGUCUUUGCUCGCCGUUGCAAGGAACCUGUUUGCGCACCUGGGUGAUGUGUCCAACUUGCUGCGUGAAAUAAUGAUGGAGGCUCGCAAACUUACCAAUGCAGAAAGGUGCUCCCUGUUCCUCUUCGACUCGAGCCACCAGGAGCUUGUUGCAAAGGUUUUCGAUGGAGAUUCCUCGAAGCGAGAGGUGCGGAUAGCCAAGGACCAGGGCAUCGCGGGACACGUCGCCAUGUCCGGCAAACUAUUGAACAUCGAGGAUGCCUACAAACACCCCUUAUUCUUUAAAGGAAUGGAUGAGGUUACCGGCUUUCGAACCAGGAGCAUUCUCUGCUUCCCCAUCCGUGACGAAAAUGGAAUAAUUGGCAUUGCCCAGCUCUGCAAUAAGAAGAACGGACACCGUUUUAAUAAAUUCGAUGAGGAAGCAGCAAUGGCCUUCAGUAUUUACUGUGGCAUCAGCAUCAUGCACAGCUUGGUGUACCAGAAGAUCCGCGAUGCUCAAGCGCGAAGUAAAAUCUCGAACGAGCUGCUCAUGUACCACAUGAAUGUUUGCGAGGACGACUUGAAGCGGUUGCUGCAUUGUGAAGAGCUCGAUGAGCCGAGGGACUACACCAGCUUCAGCUUCUCUCCGCGCUCCAUCAGCAGCGAAGUCACGCCAAAGUUCAUUUUCAAGAUGUUCGACGAUUUGGGCCUGAUAAGAACCUUCCACAUCAACCGCGAGACGCUCGCGAGGUUCAUCCUGUUCGUUAAGAAAGGCUACCGUGACGUUCCGUAUCACAACUGGAUGCAUGCCUUCUCCGUCGCUCAUUUUGCGUACAUCUCGAUCAAGAACCUGGAGCUGAUCGAGGACGGGUACCUGUCGCAGCUAGACGUACUGGCCUUCCUGGUGUCGUGCCUGUGCCACGAUCUGGACCACCGGGGCACCACCAGCAGCUUCCAGAUGAAGUCCGGCACGGCGCUGGCCUGUCUCUACAGCUCGGAGGGCUCCGUGAUGGAGCGCCACCACCUGUCCCAGGCCAUGUGCAUCCUCAACACGGAGGGCUGCAACAUCCUGGAGGGCCUCACCGAGGACGAGUACUCGCGGUGCCUGGACCUGGUGCGGGACAUCAUCCUGGCCACCGACCUGGCCAGCCACUUCCGCCUGUUCUCGGAGCAGCAGGCACUGGCCUCCGGGGGCCUGCCCCGCGGAGACCCUCGCCACAAGAACCUCCUGCUCUCCCUGCUGAUGACGGCGAGCGACCUCAGCGACCAGACCAAGGACUGGCGCACCUCCAAGCACAUUGCGGAGCUGGUGUACAAGGAGUUCUUCGCGCAGGGGGACUUGGAGAAGACCAUGGGCGUGCUCCCGCUGCACAUGAUGGACCGCGAGAAGGCCUGCAUCCCGGAGCUGCAGAUCCAGUUCCUGUCGGACGUCGUCGUGCCGUUGUUUGACCUGCUGCGACGCGUGUUUCCCGAGGCCGCGUGCCUGUUGCGCGCCGCUGAGACCAACAGGGAGUGCUGGUUGAGGGCGAAGGAGUACUUUGCGCGACGUCUGCGUGAAGGUCGCUCCUCUAGCAGCAUUCUGGGAGAGGCAGAUCUGGAGUCCCUGGUGCUGUCGCUCUCACCCGCCAGUUGUGAUUGACCUACCUUAUCCGUGUGUGUUUGUUUUUGCAAAUCACAGGCUGCGUGUUUAAUGGUGCUUUAUCAGUAUUAAUACCAUUAAUUUAUAAAAAAAAUGUUCCAUUUUUUGUGGCAGUAGUAAUAAAAAUUUAGUGCUGGGCUACUUAUUAAAGUACAAAUUUUUGUAAAAUUAGAAUAUAUUUGUUAUACACAUAUCAACCCAGUGUAUACUAAAUAUUGUGUGAUAUGAUAUAUUUUAACCUGAAUGAUAAUUAUAUAGGCCUAUAUUUAGUAAAGAAAUGUUAUUAAGUGCUCUAAUUAUAUUUUUUAAAUGGGCAUUGUUUUAUUUGCAGCAGAUGCUUGUAUGUUAGCUGUUUAUUAUAAAUUUAUAUAGUCCUAGUUAAAGUUUGUAUGAUUACCAGCAGCAAUAAAUCAGUGUAUCAGUGUUUUAUGCAAUAUACAAGUUAGUUACAAGUUAUGUAAUGCAGUAUAAGCAUGGCUUUGUAGUUGUCUGUGUUCCUACCGUACCUCCGUCAAUAGGGCACAUGAGAAAAUGAACUUGCAUAAAAGUAGUUACAGUGUAUAUAACUUUUGGUAUAUUUUAAUCAUAACUAUACAUACUAUAUGUUUAAACCAGCUCAACCAAGAUGAUUUUAUUUAUAUAUAUUUUCCUUAUAAAUUAAUUUAUGUCAAAGUAAGCCUUAAGAUGUAGUGUUUGUAUUUGCAGGAUUGUUUCUUGAGAAACCAGGAGGUGGAGGCGGGAGUUUGCUAGAGGGAAACACAAUCACUAGAGGGGGCAAUAAGUACAAAUGAGAGAGCAUUAAAGCGAGAUAAGGAAGGAAAUCAUCGGGAAGGGGAAGUAUAAGGUAAGAUGAGAGAAAUCUGAGUGUGUCAGAGGAAAGGGUAUUAGAUCAGGGGAGGAAGAAGUGAGAAAAUGAUAGAAGAAAAUAAGUGGGGAAAGUAGAAAAGAUAUUACGUGAGAAAGAAAUGAAAUAGUGUGAGAUGUAAAUUAGGAAUGGUGCAAAUUUAUUUGGAUAAAAAAAUAACCAUUGUCAGUUGUCUAUUUUUCAGAAACCCAGUGGGGAAAAACAACUGACAAAAUGUUUACUGUGAAUGUUAUUUUUUCUCUGAAACAUGUCAGUCAUACUUUUGCAUUAAAAUCUUGCCAAGGUUCAAAAAUUACAUUAAAGUUAAAUAAUUAAUCCCUUUGAAAUGGGUGCCCCUUUGUGUCUGCCUCUUUGUGUCUGAGUCCAUUAAGUGACAGCCAAUACCAAUUACUUGCUAGAAGCUCAGAACUGGCGAGCACAGUAAAACAAAGUAGCUUACAACGCCAUCAUUGUAUAGGAUGACCAUAUACUGUGUCUGAAUUAAGCUGUAAUGUAAACUGUUACUGUGCGUUAUCUUCACAGUGUAAUAAGAGUUAGGCCUGGGAUGUAUAACCUGCAGGAUGAUUGACCACACAGUUGUUGGUAUAAUCUGCAACCAUUUUUUUAAUAACACCAUAAUAAUAACAAAAGUUUUAGGUUCAUGUAAUACACCAUUUUUGUUCUAAGAUAUAAAACUAUACCAAAGAGUAAAUGCCAUUUUGUUCAUUGCAUCAUUUGUAACAGCAUGCUUUCUCAGUGUUACCAUCCAACCCACCACUUGCAAAAUAUGUAAUGAGGUUAUGCUGUGUGGCACCAGAUAAUGUAGCAUUUUUUAUGAAUAUACGACUUCAGCGUUACAGAAGGACCAAUAUAGAUAAUGUAGAAAAAUACAGUUUUGGUCUUUUCGCACCUAAACAGGAAGUGCAAAUCUCACUUCGUGUACAGGACAUCAAAGUGUGUAUCAUGUGCUCCCAAUUUAAGGCAUUGGUAACUCUUGACGUAGUUUAUUUCUGUCAGUCAAGCACUUUUUAAAGUUUUUUUCUUCUCAUGGGCAGUUUAUAAAAAGCAGCAUCAUAGCAUACACUGCUAUAAUGGGUGUUUUCAGAUUCCUCGCGAGAGAUGCAGCUAUACAGCCUCACAUGCAUCCACCAUCAAAAUUAAGAGGAAUUAGACCCUCCCUUCCACUGAUUCGGACACAGCGUACUGUUAUUUGUUUGCAUGCUGCAAAAAAAAAUUUUUCUUAUAAAGUUUUGAUACAAUAUUUGGUCACAUGCGUGGAAAUUUUUUAUAAUUGAAAUAAGAGAUAAUUCAAUGAAAAAUGUGAAACUUAUGAACAUAAAUUUUGCAGAUGUGCAUAUACUUUGCAGAUGUGCAUAUACAGCAUGUUUCAGAAAGAUGUGUAUAAACUUGGUCCAGUGGUAUUCCUGAACGUGAAAAUAGGAAGAUUGAGAUACAAUAUCGAGGGUCAAUCUCAAACAGGAAGGACUGUGGCAGUCCUGUGCAGCAAAAAAUAUAAUCUGUGAGGUAUUAUGACAUAUACCGGAAGUAUAAUAACAGAUGUUUGUAUACAUAUCAACUAAAACAAUAAUGUCAGAAAAAAAUUGAGAUAGUGUAAAAAAACAAAAAUCCUUUUUUUAUCCUUGAAUUUGUUGUAAAAUGUCUCCAACAAAUAAUUUUGUGUGAUUGCGGACUAUAAACAUUUAGGACUAAUUAAGAAAAAAAAUGUUUAUCUUUGCAACUCUCUAAUUUUUAAAUAGAUUAAAGCUUUUGCAUCCAAAUAUGAUCAACUAUUUUGACUUUCAGUGUUGAGCAGCGUUGCAGUGGUAUUAUGUACUGACGUUUCGCUCUCAAGCCUGAAGAUGUUUUCUGAGAAGCAGAGUGAAAUGAUUAUACACUCCAGCGCCAAAGCUAAGAUAGUAUAUCUCAACAGUUCUUGUGUAAAGAGCCACUGACUGACUGGUGCUCUGCAGGCCGGGUCUAUAAGAUAUGAAACUUUAUUUUAAUAAAUUGCAGCCAUCUUGAACUGGGGCAUAGUUGGCAGUGUCAAGUAACUAAGAAACAAAGGUAGAAUCACAAAGUGAAGUGCCAUAAAGUCGUUUGACACUAAGGAAAUGCUAAAUAUUACUUAUUUCAGUUAAACACUGUUCAAAAGCAAAUCUGGAAAAUUUAAAACUCCUCAUAGCCUAAUGAACUUCCUUAUCAGUAUAAUUUAUUACAAUGAUAAAAAAAUGUGUGCAUGGAGUCUAUGCACGACAAGUAAAACUUCUUGCUAAUUAGGCACAGAUAGAGAUAAAUUAUUUGUAUUUUUUUUUAUUGAACAGAAUAUAAUAAUUGAGAAUAGUAAGAAUGCAUAUAUGAUCUCAAAUGAAAAAAGAAAUAAAAGAAAUAUGGUAGCGUCAAUCAUUAGCCGUUACGAAAACUGAGUAGUAGACAAACACAAGCAGCAUUACCACUGCUGUGUCGUUUCUAUCUCUCCCCUGCCGUCUCCCCUUCCUGCCAUUACAACUAGCAUAUAACAUGCUACGCUACGUACCUAUACCCCUUCCUUUUUGCCUUUUUUUCUUUCUACCUCUAGUGCAGCGUUCCUCAAAGGUGUACAGGGUACAGGGGUCAGUCUAUUGUGCAAGUGUGAGAGCGCGCGGAACCCGAUUACAUAAAAGACGAUUCUGAGUAAACUGCUGUAUCCACCAACAAUUACUAAAUGUCUUUUUGAUGUUUGAUCCUUACUGCAAAUAUUGCAUGCUUACACUACCUUUCUGGUGUCGUCUGGAAAGAAAUAUCCUUCGAUAACUAAUAUUGUUCCAAAUUAUCUGCCAAACCUUAAAAACACAGUGUGGCGUGUUGUUAUUGAACAUUACAACGUGCACAUAAUUAGGUAUCAGGGGUCAUUAACAAUAAGUUGUAAAUAAAACUAAAUGUGGUUUGACAAUUAUUGUCAAAAAAUUUUCUUUGAAGGAGUUGGGGUUCCACCAAAAUAAAGUCGAUCAUAGGGUUCCCUGGCCAAAAAAAAUUGGGAACCACUGCUCUAGUGCAUGCAUUGGAGUGGCGUCGCACUCUCCUCCUGUACCGGUUCCCCCACUACGUACUUAACUAUUACCCUCAUGCGAUCAGCAUUUUCUUAACGCUCGAAAAUUGUACCCCUCUCAGUAAAGAAUCUUGACGAGCACAAAAAAUUCAACAUUAAUGUUAAAUGCUCAGUAGGACGGAACAAUUCAGACACAGUCCUAUCUCAAAUAUAUUCUGGUACCUCCCUUCGGCCCCUUCCCACCCACCCUCUUAAUCUUGAUCAUAGUCAGCUUACCGAGAUGCAGACUGAACUAUCAACCUUGUAUGUAUAUACGUAUAUAUAGAGUUACGUUACAGGCUUGGGAUAUUUUCCCCCGUAGGGUAUUUUCAUUAAUGUUUGGAUUGGUGUAGAUUCACCUCACUCUUACCGUACCGGCAUACCUGUUCUAAGGUAAGAGGUUUUCAUGUAGCAUCAUUGUGGUUUUGAAACCUGUAUAUAAAGUUGCAAAUUUGGCUGUAAGUUUAUUGUAUGGGUUUUUUAUACUUUGAAAAUUGUUAAAUUUUAUAACAUCAAUUCUAUAUACCUACUAUAAUUAUUUCUUAAUGUGAUAAAAUAUGAUAUUAUAUUAUUAAAGUACUGUUUGUAUGAAUUUUUGUUUGUUUAUUUAUACAACUCAAAUUUGUAAUAAAAAGAAAGUAGCAUUAAAUGUUUUGCAUGAAAAUAUGCAAAGUAAAACAGACUUUUUUUGUGAUUUUUACUGUACACAAGAUCACUUUCAACAAAUUUUGGUGAUAAAUGUGGUCUGUGUGUAUGUACUUAUGUAGUUAAAGGAUAACUGAUGUUCAUGUAGGAAUUUCUAUUAUGUGCCGAAGCACUUACAGAGGGCCAAGUAGUGGGUAAUUAAUGCUAGUCACUUGAAUUAGCUUAUUAAAGACUGUUUGGUGCUGUCUUGCCACUCACGUACCAAAAGGUAAAUGUGAGUGGAGUGAAAUAAAAAUGUUAUGAUCAUGUUAUUGAAGGUUUCAUUAUGUAUUUGCUGAGAUUUUUUUUUUUGCUUAAAACCAGGCGUAUGUUACCUAUUUAUAAUGAUAAAAUUUUUCUUAAUACAUUAUAAGUCAAAUGUUAUUUUUUUUAUGUCAGUGUUGAAUCUCUUAAUUUUAGGGCAUAAAACAUAGGUAAUUUAGCAUAGUUCAUAAUUAUUAUCUUAAUGUUCACUUUGUUUGUAAAAAGGACACAACUACUUGUGGUAUCUAUCAUAUAUUUUAAAGUAAUUGCUAACAGAAUGUUGAAAAUAUUGGAAAAUAUACUGUGGUCAAAAAUUAUUCAGGAAAGGUAUAUUUAUGAUGUCCUGUGUAAUAUACAUUAUUUAAAUUAAUGAUACAUCUAAAGAAUGUAUAUUAUUCCUGAGACUUUUUGACAGAGUUAUCUUUUGAAUGAUAAUUUAACCAAAAUAUUGGAAAUUGAUUAAUUUUUCUUCAAAGAUGCACGUUAUUUACUUUUCUAAAACUUAGCAGUAGUAUUUCUGUUGCAUUUCUGCAGAAUGUAUUCAGCAACAGUGCUCAGAUAAAUAGCAGCCUUUUUUAAAGACAUAAAAAAAUUCACAGUAAUUAAGAAAUGUAUUGUGACAUUAAAUUAUUACAUUUAAGUUCUAUAUGGCCAGUUUUUAAAUAAUGUAUUUCAAAUUUUUGGUGUUACUUAAGAAACUAAAUAAUAUUAUUAUGGUGUUUGAUAUUGGAGUACAUUCAUACAUACAAGGCUACAAGAUUGACAAUGUUUGUAAAUCCUGAUGUAUAAAAUUUAUUUUUAGACCACAUAAUGUCAAGUACAUUUUCACAUACGAUAAAAAAAAUUAGUUUUGCAUUUAUUUAAAACUUUUUUAUUUUCAAAUAUAUACAAUUUAUUUGUGUAAACCCUGUAAAAUAUGUAGGUAAGCCAAUACAUUUUUUUAUAUUACCAGUACCUAUUUGGUUAUUAGAAAUAUUUUCAUUUUACAUUAUUAUAGUUGAAAAGUUAGUUAAUAGUAGGUUUGAGCAUUUACUGCAGGGGUUUAGGAAAAUAUGUAAGUGAGGGGAAAAAAAGGGGGGGGGGGGGGGGGGUUCCAUUGGGUUCCAUCCUUCCCUGCCUGUCAAAGUAGGAAUUUAACGUAUAACAUGAAAUUCAUUAAAAAUUGACAUCUUGGAGAUUGUAGUAUGGAGUACAUUAUUUAUUAAUUCCAAUGAAUAUGAUAUUAAAUUUUUGUUAGUAAUAUGUACAUGUGUUAAUACAUCACCCUGUGAAAAUCAUUUCAGGAUACACUCCUGUGUGAUUGCACUGAACAGAGUGCUAAGGAAUGAGUAGUUUGUGAAGGUAGAUGCUAGCAACUUACUGUAUUGAUACUACAUCAAGCCAAGUAAGCUUGAAAUUACUGUGAAAUUCUAUGUCUAUGUGACAGUUCAAGAGCAUAGUUUUUAAACUUUUCAUUUGCUCAAGGGACUCGUUCAGUUGAUGUGUAACUGCAACUCAAGCCUUUUUUCCUUGUUAUCCUCAAAGAUGUUGUUGCCAAAUAUUGUAAUGAGGGAGAGAAGUUUCCUUCCUUCGGACUGUUUCCUCGAGAGAGUACCUGUGCUUAAAUAACUUUUGUGGCUUUAGUAGGGAUAUGUCGUAGAUCAGUUGAUAGCAAUAACAUGAUGGCCCUAAUAGUGCAGGAAAUAAGUGUGUGCUGUGUUUUAGUGACUUGCAGAUUAUGUACUUGUGCAGAUGUAAGCAGCAGAAGUGCUUUAAAGUUUUUCAGCGCAAUAAAUCCUUAUGAAUAAUAA
Messenger RNA from Bacillus rossius redtenbacheri, 14031 nucleotides. Its product is annotated as cGMP-dependent 3',5'-cyclic phosphodiesterase-like. The transcript is spliced from 2 exons. Gene Ontology annotation, molecular function: 3',5'-cyclic-AMP phosphodiesterase activity; 3',5'-cGMP-stimulated cyclic-nucleotide phosphodiesterase activity; 3',5'-cyclic-GMP phosphodiesterase activity. The coding region runs from base 5151 to 7385 and encodes 744 amino acids. The record is from RefSeq and is a predicted model, not a curated record. Gene Ontology annotation, cellular component: synaptic membrane; mitochondrial inner membrane; mitochondrial outer membrane. Gene Ontology annotation, biological process: positive regulation of gene expression; regulation of mitochondrion organization; negative regulation of receptor guanylyl cyclase signaling pathway. Lineage: Eukaryota; Metazoa; Arthropoda; Insecta; Phasmatodea; Bacillidae.